UUAAUUUGACAUGCUGGAUAUGUUUCAGUUUUCUCUGUGGAGUCUUAUGUAGGUCAGGCCUGUCUUAAACAGAUUUCCUGAACCUGUGUGAGAUUAAGCUGAAGGAAUUUUAAUAAACCCUCCCUUGUAGGCGUAGGCCUAAGCGAGACUAACCUAGUUAAGCCUGAUCUUUUUUUUUUUUUUUUGUCUGUGGGGGAAAGAGCUGUGCAGAGCUCAAGGCUGAAUGGUGAUUCCAGGAACUGAUUGCUAAUAAAGGAGAAAAGAAAAUGGUGGGGAAAUUUCGGUCUUCUAAUUUUACAGUGUUUGAAAAGCUUGAUCUGUUGAAACUGGUAAAGCCUUUCAUAGGUGUGUUGGAGGAACACACUAAUAAACAUUCUGUAAUCAUUGAAAAAAACAACUGCUGGGAGAUUAUUGCAGAAAAGUACAAUGCCAUGGGAGCAGGCCGCCCGCCACGCACUGCGCAAGGCCUACGCACGCUGUACAAGAGGCUGAAGGAGUAUGCCAAGCAAGAACUACUCCAAUGCAAGGCAUCACAAGCAGACUAUCACAGCUCAGUGUCAGAGGCUACCAAAAAACUUGUGGAGCUAAUUCCUCAGUUUGGUAAUGUGUGCUUUGGAAGAGAUUUAAAUGGCAUGCCAAGUGAAAUGUUUGAUUCAGAGAUAGACCCUGGCUUAGAAUCCCACCAUACAACAUUGGUUGAAGGACACCCUGCGGCUGUCACGGUGGAGCUAGAGCAAGAAGAAGAUGUGAAACCACCUCCAUCUUUAGUAAUAGAACCAACACCAACUGUUGUGUUAGAGGCAGAAUCUCCAGAUUUUGAUGAUGGCUUGGAGAGAUCAUCAUCUCCACUGUCUUCUGUGGACAUGAGAUUGUCUGUGUCUCCUCCCUUGUCCCCUGCCCCCAUUACAAGGAGAGAAGAAUAUUUUGCUCAUUCAAAUGAACAUUUAAGGUCAUCUUGUGUCUGUAAUCCUCAUGCUUUGCAGAUGAUGAAGAAAGAACAUGAAAUAAUCUUAAAUAAUCAAAAACAAUAUGGACUUUAUAUCAAGGAAAAAAGAGAAGGCUUAAAAAGACGACAGACCCUUGAAGAGGAGCUGCUGAAGGCAAAAAUUAAAGUUGAGAAACUAAAGGUGAUUAGGUUACGACAGGACCUUCCAGACUACAAUAAUCUGUAGGGUCAAUUUGUGUUCUUUAAGUUUUUCUAACAUUGUUAACUUGUGCCUAUGUUUCUUAAGAAUUUAAUUAAACAUGUUAUUUAUUCA
This is a messenger RNA of Bombina bombina (fire-bellied toad), 1259 nucleotides long. It is a transcript of the gene FSBP, whose product is annotated as fibrinogen silencer binding protein. The record is from RefSeq and is a predicted model, not a curated record. The coding region runs from base 267 to 1172 and encodes 301 amino acids. NCBI's taxonomy places the organism in Eukaryota, Metazoa, Chordata, Amphibia, Anura, Bombinatoridae. The transcript is spliced from 2 exons.